Molecule: messenger RNA, 1437 nt
Organism: Nicotiana attenuata
Lineage: Eukaryota; Viridiplantae; Streptophyta; Magnoliopsida; Solanales; Solanaceae
Exons: 2
Coding region: 1-1437 (478 amino acids)
Source: RefSeq, a predicted model, not a curated record
AUGGAUGAGGCUCAGAUGGUCAGUGUCAUCUUGCAGGCCCAAAAGGCCGAUUAUUUCCAAAACAUGAUGUCUGCUAUGGGCAAACCGUUCGCAGAGGCCAUAAAGAUUGGAGAAAUGGUAGAAAAUGGUUUGAAAACAGGUCACAUCAUGAGUCAAUCUGCUAUAAGAGCCACUUCCCAAGCCAUCCAGAGUGGUUCGGGAGGUUUAGCAAACUGGAAAAAGAAAGAAGAGGGAGCCAUGAUGGCUUCAAGCUUAAGGAAUUCCCGUCAACCCCGAGGUUACUUUGGUUCCCCUCCCAGGCCCCCGCAACAUUACUACCCCCACCAGGAUGCAGCAUAUGCUAUGACCCUUCAUCCUUAUGCAGUAAUGAACGCCCAGCCAUACACUCGGCCACAACAACAUUACAAUCAGAACCGAGCUCCACCUCCAAGAAACAACCCUCCUCACCAAGCCCCGUAUAAUCCACGUCCACCACAGAAUAAUUACCAAUAUAACACCCGUCCCCGUGAACCACCCAGAAAAGCUAACUUCAUACCCAUUGCCUGUACCUCCAAACAGGCAGAACCCAGAAUUGUCGUCCUACCGUCAGGUACCAGAUGCGCUUAUCACUCAGGGGCGGAAGGGCAUGACACUGAAGAUUGUUGGAACCUUAAGAGAGCAGUCGAGAAUCUGAUAGAACAGAAGCGGGUAGUGUUGAGGGAUGAGGAAGUCCCCAAUGUAACUAACAACCCAUUGCCGGCUCAAAACAACGGGCCGGUCAUUGGGAUGAUCUGUGAGGACAAAGAAUUCAACGUAGCUUUGAAUGUUAUAAUUGCUAUCACCGACUUAGAAAAGAAACCCAAAGCGGUAGCAAAACAAGCUAAAGAUGAGAAGAAGAUCAACUCCACUCCCCAAAGCUCAGAAAAGGUUGUGGAAACAAAGACAGGGGCAGCACCUCCUAAAGAUGCCAUUCUCUAUGUUCCUAGGGCCCCCAGAAAGGAACAAUUCGUGUUGAGCUCUCCCAAAAGGCUUGAGCAAAACAAAGUCACGCUGAAGGUACGAAAGAUAUACGUACCAAAGGGGACAUAUAUGGCGCGGGGGCCGAUAAUUUCACCCAGGCUGACUGAGCCCGUGGUUAUUAGCCGCGUACCACAGAAUCCCAUGAAAGACCCCACUGCCAUCCCUUGGAACUACAAUAAGGCAGUGGUCACAUACAAAGGAAAGGAAAUCAUGGGAGAAGUAAAUGAAACGAACCAAUCUGGGAAGUACCUCAACAUGGAAGAAUUGAACAAAACAAAGCAGAAGCGUUUUUCGCUUAAAAGGCCAGUCAGUGCUAAAGAAGCUGAGGAAUUUUUUCGAAAGAUGAAAACCUCGGACUAUGCUGUAAUUGAUCAACUUAGAAAGACUCCCUCCCAGGUCUCACUUUUCUCCCUGCUGAUAAGCCCGAAUGAGCAUUAG